GCACUGGCCGAAGCACUCAAUCCUGACAGCUGGCCGGGCCUCAAGACGCUCAGCUUGGCCGCUUGCAGCAUCGGAGACGCUGGAUGCCAAGCUCUGAUGGCCGCGGCCCGUGACUACCAGGUAUUGACAUCUCUGGAUUUGUCCUGCAACUCCAUUACGGAUGACUCCGCUCCUGCAGUGUCUUUGGUGCUUGCUCAGCCUAAGUCUGCUUUGGAGUGCUUGUCUCUCUCCAUGAACUUGCUCAGCUCGUUUGGCAUCUCGCAGCUCAUGGACGGUGUUGCCAGCAACAUUGAGGGUGCCUUGUGCCAGAUCGAUGUGUCAACCCAGGAUGGUGGCCAAGGGAAGACCAGCUUCGUGGCAACCGAUGCGUUGAGCUACUCCGCCUUCAUGCAGGUAAAGUCCAAGUUUCAAGGCCUACGCUGA
This is a messenger RNA of Symbiodinium necroappetens, 423 nucleotides long. The record is from the annotation of a GenBank genome assembly. Lineage: Eukaryota; Dinophyceae; Suessiales; Symbiodiniaceae.